AUGCCCUCUGAUGCACACGUGAAUGACCACACUUCCUCUGAUCGCACGUAUGCGUCACCCGCGUUCCUAGUAGCAGUCAUCAUAAGCACAUCUGUGCAUGCGCACGUACUGUCUUCCGAGCAUCAUGGCACGUUGGCACUCGCUCGGUUGCGAGAGAAAGUGUUCCGUAAGGAGGAGGCACCGGAGAAGAAAGACUGCGUAUCUUCAGCCUGCGACGAUGGGGUGGACAACCCCAUGGAUAGCGCCCUGUUGAUGCCGCGCGACCUGGUGAACAUUAGUCCUUAUGCAGCGAUAAGAUGUUUGUUCCCCCUCAUCGUGAAGAACUCUUACUCUUUCCUACGUUUGCUGAAAUCUACCCAGUCCUAUGCUCGAGCUGCUCUUCACUACAACGACGCCUCUGACUCCCCAGCAACACCCGCGGCAGUGGCAUCCAGCGGGGAGAAGGACGUUGCAGAAGGGGGAGCUGCUGCCGCUUCGAAGAAAGCGCAAAAAAAAAAGGAGAAGGAGGCAGCAAAGGCAGCAGCCCAAGCCGCCAAAAAGGAGGCUCAGGAAACAGAACACCAAGCAGCGCAAGCUGUGCUACAUAAAAAAGUGAUACACCGACAGAAGGAUAUGUUUGGGUAUCUUCCGUUAACUUGGAAGGACGCAAGGGAGCAGAGGGGCGGUUCCACAAUUGGGGCGGUCAAAGAGGAGGACACUGUGGUCGUCUGGGUACGCGGACGGCUUCAAGAAUCUCGCGGCAAAGGUAUAGACUGCAUCUUGCUUUUGCGAGAGAAUGGGGCCUCAGUGCAAUGCGUACUGGAUGCGAAGCGUGGAGCCACAUCAAAAGAGAUGAUAAAAUGGACAAUAGGUUUGCCGCUUGAGUCCAUCGUGGACGUUGAGGCGCUUGUAGUGCCUGCAAGCGUCACCGUGCAAGCAGCAACGGAGCAACAUAUUGAGCUGCUUCCUCGUCGGAUCUAUUGCGUCAGCGCUGCUGCCCAGGUGCUGCCUUUUCAAUUCAAAGAUGCCAGCAGGAGCACAGAGGGCGAAACGACGACUGCUCCGACAUCAGAGGCAGCACCUCGAGUGGCGUUAGAUACGCGUCUAGACCAUCGCGUAAUGGAUCUGCGGACUGCUGCAAAUCAGGCUGUCUUUUCAAUUGUGUCCGCUGCCGGAGCGUUGUUUCGAGAGUUUCUACUGCAACAUCACUUUGUCGAGAUUCAUUCGCCAAAACUUAUAGCUGGGGCUAGCGAGGGAGGCGCCUCCUGCUUUACGCUGCAGUACUUUGGCAGAGACGCCUGCCUCGCGCAGUCGCCGCAACUAUACAAGCAGAUGGCUAUAUGCGCGGACUUUCCCAGAGUUUUCGAAAUUGGGCCAGUAUUCCGAGCGGAAAACAGCAAUACCCAUCGCCACCUGUGCGAGUUUACUGGAGUUGAUCUCGAAAUGGAGAUAAAAGAGGACUACACUGAAGUGCUUGAUCUUCUUGAUAGUCUAUUCAAAUAUGUUUUCGCUGGACUUGAAAAGCGCUGCAAGAAGGAAAUAUCUGCGUUUCAUGCGCAGUAUCCUGCAGAGCCGUUUGUUUGGCAGGAGCAGACGCCGCGACUCACAUUUGCAGAAGGGGUACAGCUGCUACAAGCUGCAAAUUGCAGCGGGAUACCUGACGACAUAUCUGCGUUUGAUUUGAAUACUGAACAGGAAAAGUUGCUAGGGAGGAUUAUAAAGGAGAAAUAUAAUACCGACUAUUACAUGUUGCUUCAGUAUCCGACGAAGGUUAGGCCGUUCUACACGAUGCCAAGCCAGAAAACCCGGUAAGGUGAAUUCUCCAACUCUUACGACUUUUUCAUGCGCACGGAAGAGAUCAUCAGUGGAGCUCAGCGAGUUCAUGAUGCAGACGUGCUAACAAAGCGUUGCGUAGAGUGCGGCGUUCCUCCUGCCUCGAUCCAAACCUAUAUCGAUGCCUUUCGGCUGGGAGCUCCUCCACAUGGGGGUGCAGUUGGACUGGAAAGAGUCGUCAUGCUGUUUCUUGGAGCAAAAAAUAUCCGUCAAGUUUCUCUCUUCCCUCGCGACCCAAAGCGCCUUACUCCUUGA
Ochotona princeps (American pika) is the source of this 2067-nucleotide messenger RNA. RefSeq names its product aspartate--tRNA ligase, cytoplasmic-like. Lineage: Eukaryota; Metazoa; Chordata; Mammalia; Lagomorpha; Ochotonidae. Gene Ontology annotation, molecular function: ATP binding; RNA binding; aspartate-tRNA ligase activity. Gene Ontology annotation, cellular component: cytoplasm; aminoacyl-tRNA synthetase multienzyme complex; cytosol. Gene Ontology annotation, biological process: aspartyl-tRNA aminoacylation. The record is from RefSeq and is a predicted model, not a curated record.